Messenger RNA from Rhagoletis zephyria (snowberry fruit fly), 1308 nucleotides. RefSeq names its product sugarlethal (gene sgll). Gene Ontology annotation, biological process: pyridoxine biosynthetic process; pyridoxal 5'-phosphate biosynthetic process. NCBI's taxonomy places the organism in Eukaryota, Metazoa, Arthropoda, Insecta, Diptera, Tephritidae. The record is from RefSeq and is a predicted model, not a curated record. Gene Ontology annotation, molecular function: pyridoxamine phosphate oxidase activity; FMN binding.
ACGAUGUAAACAACUGUAAACUAUAAUCGACUGUCAACAAAUUUAGUAGCGCACAAAGUUCAGCCGCUAGCAAUAGCAAUAAAGUGAGAAAACAAAGCCAAAGAAAUAGAAUUACUGCUAAGCUAAAGAUCACAAUCACAUUUAUCUGCUCUUUCACAAAUGACUAGUGCAAUUGCAGCGCUUGCUAGCGGUUAGAGAAAUGUCUUCGACAGUGAAUUUAUCAGCAUUGCGUCUCAAAUAUCGUGAAAAGAAAGAAGUUUUCCUUGAAAAUAAUAUAAAAGUGAAGGAGCCGAUUACGCUAUUUCGUGAAUGGCUGGAAGAAGCGCUGAAAACGGAGGAACUGCUAGAACCUAAUGCCGCUUGCUUGGCAACAGUAAAUAGAGAUGGUAAACCUUCAAAUCGUUUUGUGUUGCUCAAAGACGUCACCGACGAUGGUUUCCGCUUCUUCACUAACUAUGGCAGUCAUAAGGCACAAGACAUUGCUUGCAAUCCCAAUGUAGCUAUGACACUUUAUUGGCUACCAUUGCGUCGUCAGAUACGAAUUGAAGGCGUGGCCGAGCAGAUACCCAAAGCAGAUUCUUUAGCAUAUUUUCAUCAGCGGCCACGUGCGUCACAAAUAGGUGCACUGGCUAGCGAACAAAGUACACGUAUACCUUCACGUCAGCAUUUAGAUAAAAUUGAGCGGGAGAUCAAAGAUAAAUUGGGCCCAAAUGGUGAGGUACCUCUACCCAACUGGGGUGGCUAUUUGAUAAGACCGCAUACCAUAGAAUUUUGGCAGGGACAAACCGAUCGCCUACAUGAUCGCAUACAAUUUCGUCGUGGGCCCGGAGUGGAAAUGGAGGUCGACGAAAAACUAGUGCAUAGAGGUGAAAACGGUUGGGUCUAUGAGCGAUUGGCUCCUUAGAUGAAGUCCCCUGCAUACGUCUAUGGCAGUGCUGUCAGAAUAUUUUGAGGCUUAUAGCUGAUUUCUUCGAAAAUAUAGCUAAAACUGGUAAAAAAUUUGUUUCAUCACCAAAAACAAAAAAAUAGCUAAAAAUAUUUUUCUUAAAAAAGAGCUAAAUAAACGUUUAUUCAAAAAGGUAAGGUAAGGUAACUAAAAGUAAUAUCAUACUUUUAUGUAGAUAUGUCUCUAAUAAUUAGAUAUUAUAACCCAAACGAAAAUGAUUAUUUUAUUACAAAUGUACCUAAAUAUUUACACACAUUGAAUUGGCAUAGUAAAAUUGUAACUAGUAAAUAUUAAAAAAAAAAAACGUUGUGAACAAAAUUAGGCGUUUGAUGACACAGUGCGACUAAAAAGGACUUUAAAAU